AUGUCACGCCGAGGAGAAGACGACGCCAAGAGCACACAGAGUGUCGACAGCCUUGAAGAGCGUCUCAAAUUGGCCCAGAUCAACAGUCGCCUGAACGAAUCCAUUCCUGAUCUUCCAGAGGCUGACUUUACUCAUCCUAGAGACUUCCUCAAAACUGAUAGCGACGAAGACCUGGCUCUGAAGGCGCACACUACAGGCAAGCGACCCUUUGUUCCACCGGUCGAGUCUUCUUCCUCUUCUUUACCACCAGAAUCAUCAACUCCUCAACCCCAGUCUCCGGCCCUACCAACAGAAUCUGAGAUGGAUCGCCGACUUCGUCAAAGCAAGCCACGCUUGCUACUCAUGGGGCAGCGCAGAAGCGGCAAAUCGUCAAUCACCAACGUCGUCUUCCACAAAACUCCUCCUCAAGAGACUCUGUUCCUCGAAUCCACCACUCAAAUCCAGAAAGAUACCAUGCACUCGUUCAUGGACUUCCAGAUCUGGGAUUUUCCUGGUCAAAUUGACUACUUCGAUCCGACUUUCGACACCAACCAGAUCUUCUCCGAAAUCGGCGCGCUGGUCUGGGUCAUUGACGCACAAGACGACUACUCCGAGUCGUUGAACCGGCUCACUACCACAAUUCUCAAUCUUCAGACCACUUUCCCGCACGUCAACGUCGAAGUCUUCAUCCACAAAAUCGACAGCUUGAAUGAUGAGUUCAGAACUGAAGUCUACCAGGACAUUGCGCAACGUGUCGGUGAUGAUUUGAACGACGCAGGCUACAUCAACCCCAAUGUCACCUACCACAUGACCUCUAUCUACGACUACUCCAUCUUCGAGGCAUUCUCCAGGGUUGUCCAGAAGUUGAUACCACAUCUGGACACCCUGGAGAACCUCAUGAACACCCUGGUGAACAACAGUGGGAUGGCGAAGGCGUACCUCUUCGACAUUUUGACCAAGGUCUACGUGGCCAGCGACACGCGGCCGGUGGACAUGGAGGUGUACGAAAUGUGCGCCGACUACAUCGACGUCACGGUCGAUAUCACCGACCUGUACGGCCAUGAGCGCAAGCAUGGCGUGGUGUUGGGCGAGCAGAUGGAGGAGACGGAGUCGUCCAUGAUCAUUCAUGACGGCUCCAUGAUCUAUCUCAAAGAGAUGAAUCGAUAUCUCUGCUUGGUGACCAUCAUCAAGAACCCGGAGGCCAAGGACAAGAAGGGCCUGAUCGACUACAACGUCCACUGCUUCCAGGACUCGUUGAACGAGUUGCUGGCGCAGGCGUGGCGCGAGGACAAGACGGGCGGAGAGGGCCAGAAUGGCGAGGGUGCGGACCAGGAGGGUCAACAGGCCCAGGCCGAGAAUUGA
Molecule: messenger RNA, 1341 nt
Organism: Cladophialophora carrionii CBS 160.54
Lineage: Eukaryota; Fungi; Ascomycota; Eurotiomycetes; Chaetothyriales; Herpotrichiellaceae
Exons: 2
Coding region: 1-1341 (446 amino acids)
Biological process (GO): positive regulation of TOR signaling; cellular response to starvation; regulation of autophagy
Cellular component (GO): fungal-type vacuole membrane; Gtr1-Gtr2 GTPase complex; nucleus
Molecular function (GO): GTPase activity; GTP binding
Source: RefSeq, a predicted model, not a curated record